GCAGGGGGGAAAAAAAAAUACAAAGGCUUCGUCAGCCAGUGUUUUCAUUCACUGUUACAGAUGUACCCAGAGCGCUCCCAUACAAAGUCACGUCACUUCCUUGCCCAUCCCUAAAGGAAAAAAAAAAAAGAAAUAUCGGAGAGAAGAGCGACGCCAGAAAAGUCAGUAAAAGAGGGAAAGCGAAAGAUAUUUAAAGAAGCGUCUGGUUGCAGCGGGAACAAAUAGGCGCAAGCUCGCUGAUAAGCACGCGGCGAUCAAACUUCAUUGGACGGGACGACGCAUUCCUGGACAAAAAGGCAGUUGCUACCAUGCCUCUCCACAAAUCAUCUUCUCGAACCCCGCGCCUGGACCCCACCAUGAUCUCCGCUCCACUGGGUGAUUUCCGUCACACCAUGCACAUUGGUCGAGGUGGAGACGCUUUUGGCGACACCUCCUUCCUGUCCAGCCACGGCCCCUCUAGUCCUAAUCCCACAUCUGCGCAACAACCAGCCAUGGCAGCCACCGUAGAGACCACAGACAAUACGAUGAACCACAACCAUGAAAUUGAAUAUGCAGAAGAUGCCAGUCCCAAUGAGCUCCGGCACUCCGAUUCAGUUUCUUCCUUUGACCUCGACUUGGAUUUAGGGCCCUCGAUUUUGGGAGAUGUGCUGGGGGUGAUGGACGGACUGACGAUGGGCUCUGACAAAGACAAUGAAGACGUUUUCAGUCCCAGCAGGAGCACGAGAGAUGUGAUGAUGUCUCCAAGGAGUGCUGCCAAUGAGCUGAGCGAGAGGAUGAGGAUGGAAAGUUUGACCAAAGAGGCGAGCCAUCGAGAUGAGCAGCUGAAUGAGGUGAACGGCGUCAAGUCAAAAGGGCUCAGGCCCAAAGUGCGAUUCAGCGACAAACGCGAUGAGAUCAUCGGUCGACAGGAAGUGAUCGAAGGGCUAGAUGUGGAAGCUGAAGAAGAAAUGGGCUUGAGCCCACAUAAACGGAUGCAAGAGAUUAGUGGGAGAACGGCUCACGACAAAGACCCAAGACAAGCAGAAGUGGUUAAUCGGAGGGAGGACAACUCUCCAAGCCUCUCUUCCUCAGUCAGCUCAGAAUACGAGGGAGUCUCACCUCUGGACCGGAGGAGAGAAGACCAGCACCUUUCAGAAACAGAUUCAGAGGAGGAAGGUGCCAACGGACAACAGGGCUACACUUUUGAGGACGAAUUCGAUGAUGAGAUUGGUCUUUAAGAGACAUCGCGAGCGAUUCGAGGACCAAAAAUAAGUCAUUGGCGUAUGAAUCAUGACAUAUGAACAGAAUUAUUU
Molecule: messenger RNA, 1292 nt
Organism: Puntigrus tetrazona (Sumatra barb)
Lineage: Eukaryota; Metazoa; Chordata; Actinopteri; Cypriniformes; Cyprinidae
Gene: cdc42ep5
Product: CDC42 effector protein (Rho GTPase binding) 5
Exons: 3
Coding region: 309-1217 (302 amino acids)
Source: RefSeq, a predicted model, not a curated record